CAGCAGCAGUGGGUAGAGCCCCCAACGUCCCGCUUUAAAGCUCGGCGCUCGAAUGCUAGUCUAGUGGCGCGUUUCCUUGCGAGCUCUCGACACUUCGAGCCGCUCAAAGAGAUCGCCGUUGCUUAUUGCAGUAGGAUCAUGGAUGACCAAAACAGAAACGUGAGCGUGCGAUUGGACCUGGAGAUGAUCCGUGAGCUUAUCGCCGAAGAAGAUCCAGACGUGGAGGUGCUGGAGUUGGACGAGUCGCCGGGCUCCGGGCGCGGCGAUAAUUACACGUCCAUGCUGUACCGUCUGGGCGUAAAGGGCCGCAGACGCUCAAACAGCGAGCCGUGGGAGAAGUCCAUAAUCUACAAAGUGCUGCCAGACUCGAAGGAGCUCCGCGACGCCUACAAGAACGAGCUGCUGUUCAUGAACGAGGUGGUGUUCUACACGAAAGUGUGGCCGGCUCUGAUGGAUUUGCAGAGCAACGGGCGCAGGGUCUUCGACGGGUUGGCCAAAGUUUACAUCGCCAAGCCCGACUUGAUUGCCAUGGAAGACCUCAAGGCCAAAGGCUUUAAGAUGGCCGAUAGAAAGAAGGGCUUGCAGGUGGACAAGCUGAAAGCCGUGCUGAAAGCUCUGGCUGGCUUUCACGCGCUCAGUUUGACUCUGCGAGAGUCGAGGCCAGAGGUGUUCGCGAGGCUGUCGGGCAGCGACGCCACCCAGUCCGUGCAGGAGACGCUGUUUCGGGUGGAGAACGAGGACUGGUACCGGCAGUACUAUCGCACGGCCACGUCCAACGCGCUGAAGAUGGUCUCGGAGACGCUGCCGGCGGACGUGAAGCCGAGCCGCAGCGAGAUCCUGGCCAAGUUCAAGGACUUCCUCGGCGAGGACAAGUUCUUCCGCACGAUGUGCGAGCUGGCCGCGCAGCAGGGCCCGCUCACGGUCUUCUGCCACGGCGACUGCUGGACCAACAAUUUCUUGUUCAAGGAGAAGACCUCGCACGACUCCGAGGCGGUCUGCCUGGUGGACUUCCAGCUGAUGCGCGUCGGCUCGCUGGCCCUCGAUCUGGCCUACUUGCUCUACUGCUGCACCACCGGCCAAGUGCGCAGAGUGUUCAUGACUCAAUUGCUGCAGCACUAUCAUCGCCACCUCAUGUCCGCGCUCUACGUCCUUGAUCCGGCUGCCGAGGCGACCAGAGAUCCCGCCACCAUGUGGAGCCUGUUGACCGAGGAGAUGCGACGCUGCGGUCGCUUCGGAUUGGGCUUGGCGCUCGAUAUCCUGCCGAUCAGCACGUGCACGAGCGACCAGGCGCCCGAUCUUUACGUGGCCCACAAAGACGACGUGCCCGAUGAGGAGGGCCGAGCCUUGGCUCCACCGCCCGGCGGAGCGGAGUGUGCUCGCCUCAUGACCGAUCUGGUCGUCGAGCUCGUACGCAAUCGAGCUCUCUAAACAAAUGUUUUUCCCUCGAUCGCCGAAUCACCUUGUAUCAUAAUGGCGUUAUUUUACUAACAAGCAAAUUGCCGUACGUUAGUUACUCUCUUUACGCACCGAUACUUCUUUUGGCUCGUUAUUUUGAUAAAAACUUGUACGCAGCACUUGAGACACGUAUACCCCAUAGUAGAUGUACCGUCUAGUCAGAAGAAAAUCAUCAAUUGCUCGAGUAAUCAUUUUCUGUAAAGGUUCGAAACGAAGCAUUCCAGUUAGUAUUAUGUCUACGUCUGGUAUCAUAAAAUUUAAUUAACAAAUUAAUAUGCCAAAAUAGCCUAGUUACAUUGUACAUAAAUAA
Phymastichus coffea is the source of this 1765-nucleotide messenger RNA. RefSeq lists its product as uncharacterized. The coding region runs from base 139 to 1428 and encodes 429 amino acids. The record is from RefSeq and is a predicted model, not a curated record. Lineage: Eukaryota; Metazoa; Arthropoda; Insecta; Hymenoptera; Eulophidae. The transcript has 5 exons.